ACAUCUUUAAUGGUCGACUGGCUAUCAUUUUCGCUAUUUUAAGAUAGCUCUUUUCUAAAUAACUGCGUUUGUGCGAGUUCGGGAUAGUAAACAAAGCUCAAAACCCAUGAUUGUCAAAAAGAAUGUGCAACAUGUCAGCCAUACCUUCCGCUUACUCCUUGAGGUAAAUCGCAGUGGUUUCUAAACAUCCGUAAAGUAAUCAUAAGCAAUAGACCGCGAGUGAUAAAUAGUUUCGCAAAUUGCACGACGCAGCCUGCGUUUCGCAAUACAUUGCAUCGACAUUGAAAGGAUCUAAGGAGCAAAACAACAAAUCGUAAGCGAUUUACUUUGUCAACUGGACCCGAUUCUGGAGCACGGAUCCGGUGUAACUUUUGCGACGUCGUGUACGAUCACAGCCAUGGUUUACCUGGUGAAAUCCAUCUAAGUAUCCGAUCAAUUCGUAGUCCAAUCCGGAUCACAACACCAUGGACGCUGCGACGGAGGAUAAGCAACAGCAGGACUGUGAAAUGGUUGACGUUGAGGAAAGCAAAGAUGUGGGCAGAAAAAUGGUUUAUAAUAAGGACAGUGUACUGCAGAAGAUAGCGAACCUGUACGCGGAACGGUUGAUGUCGGACGUGACACUGGUGGUCGGAAAAAAUCGUUAUCCGGCGCACAGGAUCAUCCUGUGCGCGAGCAGCGACGUCUUCCAUGUGAUGCUGAUGAACGCUACGUGGCGCGAGUUUGGCGACGCGGUCGUGACGCUGCAGGAGGAGGAAAAGUGCCAUGGUGUGUUCCCGCAGUUCCUUCGCUACAUGUACGUUGGCCAGAUGACGAUCUCGGUCGACACAGUCGUGUACAUCCUGAAGUUAGCGGACAAGUAUAACAUCCGCGACCUCGUACAGCUGUGCGUCGACUACAUGAAGGAGCACCUGAACAAAGCGGCAGCCAACGGGUGCUUCGUCGAGUGGCUUGACCACUCGCUGCUGAUCUGCCCGGAGCGAAGGGAUCUGAUUACGCUCCUGGAAAACUAUCUCAAGUGGAACCUGGAGCUUGUCGUGGCGCAUAACGGCUGGCUCGAUCUGAGCCCGGGUAUCAUGCACUGGCUGUUGCAGCAGAACGAUCUGGCAAUCCGCAGCGAGUACCGGCUGUACGAGCUGGUCGAACGCUGGUUCUGGUACCAGAAGCGCAAGAUCGAGAGCCGCACCGAAAUGCGCGAGAGGGAGCGCGAGAACGCACUGAACAGCAUCACCAGCAACGUGCUGGUGUACAUCCGCUUUCCGAUGAUGCGGCUGAUCGAGAUGGCGAAUGUGCUGGUCAGCCCGUCACUGCGCGAACUGAAGGAGUUCGUCGUGGCGCGCGUCGCCGACGGCAUGAACUUCCACUCGGAGCGCACCGAGGUGAUUGCGGCGGCCCGGCAAACCGAGUACGGCGAGCAGCAGUUCACGCCACGGCUGUACACGUGCGACCUGUGGAGCCUCGGCAUUGCAGUCAACUUUUUCGACAACAUGGAAAAGUACUCUAGCUUUCCAUCGAUGUUUUUCUCUCCAAGAAACUUCAUCGACAGCGAUUCGAAGGAUGAGGAAUGUGAUGGAUGGGAUGUAGAGUUUUUCCCGCUCGGUGUACGCUACAAACCUGCGCAGCUGAUUGGCGUCUAUAGUGCCUCAUCGAGCCGCGAUAUCCCGGAGAGUAUUAUCCGUACGGUCCGAUUGCGAGUGACGUGCCAGGCAUCGUUGAUAUGCGAGCGUCGAUACAUGAUUGGCGUUCUGAUUGCCGGCAUGAUGAACGACCAGGAGUACGUGCACACGUGCCACGUCCGUAUGGCGUACUUCUCCAACGAUCAACGUGUAGUCAACAUCGACAACCUGAUCCCGUUCGAGGAGUUGCAGCAGGUGAUGCACAGCCCGUCCCGGUACCUGGUCGGCGAGCGGCAGGACACGAUCAAAAUCCAGGUCGUCAUCGUGCCGUUAAAUCCGUUCUCAAACCUGUUCACUCCACAGCUGGAGUAGUCUAAGAAUUCGAACCGGACGGGGCUUUCUCUAAUGGCCAUAGGCGACCGACGGCAAUGUAUUUACCCAACGCCAGGGUGGGACUUUGUUUUACUUCCCAAACAUUGCCGUUAACACGUUAAGCGCUAUGCCCAAUUGCACUGCUAAGCCUACCUAACGGGCUCUGUCGGUCCGAGCAGACCGACGCCGGCUUACGGGGAAGAACACUGUCGGCCCCAUGGGGCCGACGUAGCGCUUAACGUGUUAAUAGACGGGCCGUAAUGCGUGGGUAGGUCGUCGGCCUCGUUUAGUGAGUGGUUCUCUGUCCGCGGAGUAGGCUGUAGCUUUAGUGUAACUGUAAAUACUAUUGUCCCCCACUUGGCCGGUGGUGUAGGCGAGAUUCCCGAUUCGUUGUGCAAGAGAAGGCAGAGGGAAAACUAAAACCUAGUGAGCCUUUCAGACAGGCAUGAUACUGAACUUAAAUAUUAACCAGCUGUUGUCAGUGCGUUACAAUCGGCAAUGUUAUGGAUCUCGUCGGAUCGAGAAAGAGUCGAUCAGGCAUUACUCAAUGGCCAAUCGAGACCGACCGAAGCGAGCGCAUUAUUUAGACACUGGAACCGAUGAACUGAUGCCAAAGUGAUGGGACGGACAACGUACGUAUUUAGGAACCUCCUGGCUGCUCGCUCUCGAAAAACAUUCUUUCGAGCGACCAUGGGAUACAACUCCACGGUUGUUACCCUCCUCGGGGAAUAUCUGACGUUGGCAGUGUUCGAAAUCGAGACUCAUGCAAAGUGAUGAGCUGCGUUCGAUUAUGAAGCUCACGAAAUAUAGAAUAAUAUCUAUACAAUACAGGUCGUACAUAUAGCAAAUCAAUGGAGCUUUCAGAGUGCGAGAUGAAGCUCCCGAAAUUGAAUUGUCCACCAGACGCGCGAAACAAACAACAUUAUCUAUUUUUUAUUAUUAUUAUUAUUUCCUUCCCACGCUGCCUUUGCGUCUGGAAUCCACGAAAAGUACUUGGACGGCGUCCGCACAUUCCUUUAUCCCUCUACCGCGAUCGGCAAAAAAAGGUACAGAAUGAUUUGGUAUUUGGUAAUGACUUGAAAAGGCUGCGUUUGAUAUGGAUCAGUGUUAUUUUUUCAUUUCUAUUUUUACGGUGCUGCCGUAUUCUACGAUGGAUCCAGUGUUAGUUAGUCAGUUUUUUCCCAACUCCCGGUGUGCAAUCGCAGUUCGAUGCCUUUUGUUUCCGAAUAAACAGAAUGUUUUUUUCGCUGGUCCAUGAUAUUAACGAUGCGUGCGGUUGGUUAUACUGUGAAGUCCUUGUACGAAAAGCUUACUGUAUAUCACAUUUUGUUAGCAACACAAAAAAAAAAUGAUAAGUGAAAUUAGCAUAUAAGUUAAGGCAAUGCAAAACAAAAAAAACAAAUAAGCAGUGUGAAAGCAAUUAACUUAUUCCCCGUGUCUACAUUCUUGUAUGAACUCUACACUUGGUGCUGAA
Molecule: messenger RNA, 3459 nt
Organism: Anopheles coustani
Lineage: Eukaryota; Metazoa; Arthropoda; Insecta; Diptera; Culicidae
Gene: Tango10
Product: BTB/POZ domain-containing protein 17
Exons: 5
Coding region: 465-1985 (506 amino acids)
Molecular function (GO): protein binding
Source: RefSeq, a predicted model, not a curated record